GCUUCCGGGAAGCGGUCACGUGGCUCCUGGGGUAGGGCGGGACGCCGGAGUGCGUCGUCCCGCUCCAAAAAGUCGUGACCUUUCACUGUCGCCACCCGGGCCGGUGGAGCCAGCGCGAUAUACGGCUCCGGGCGGUGCGCGCCGUACCGGGCGUUCCUGGCUCGCUUCCGCCAUGAUUUCUUUCAGCCUCCUGGAGAAAUAAAUCGGAGGCAGAAACCACAGGCCGAGCGGAGCUGCUUUUUGGACAGUGAGAUCACCUGUGGUGAUACCUAAUGGCUGGGAUUUUGCGCAUAGCAACCCAGAGCCCUCGAGGUAGAGUACAGAAUGUGACAAAAAGUCUGGAAUCUCUCACCUCAACUGAUUGGAUUCGUCACAAAUUUACCAGGUCAAGAAUUCCAAAUGAAGUGUUUCAGCCUUCACCUACAGCUCAUAAAAAAUAUGGUGGGGACCCUCAAAACCCUCAUAAAUUACACGUUGUCACCAGAAUUAAAGGUGUGCAAAGAAGACCAUAUUGGGAAAAGGAAGCCAUAAAACUCCUUGGACUGGAAAAAGCACAUACUCCACAAGUGCAUAAGAAUAUCCCUUCAGUGAAUGCAAAAUUGAAAAUGGUUAAACAUCUGAUAAGAAUCCAGCCAUUAAAAUUACCACAAGGACUUCCAACAGAAGAACAGAUGUCAGAAACUUGCCUCAAGACCACAGGUGAAUUAGUAGUACGGUGGCAUCUAAAACCAUUGGGACAAAAGGCAAUUAAGGACUAAUCGCUUUCUCACUUUUCUUUAAAUAUUCUUUAUGUGUUUUUAUUAAAAUGUGUUUUAAACACCA
Messenger RNA from Trichosurus vulpecula (common brushtail), 822 nucleotides. It is a transcript of the gene MRPL30, whose product is annotated as mitochondrial ribosomal protein L30. NCBI's taxonomy places the organism in Eukaryota, Metazoa, Chordata, Mammalia, Diprotodontia, Phalangeridae. Gene Ontology annotation, molecular function: structural constituent of ribosome. Gene Ontology annotation, biological process: translation. The record is from RefSeq and is a predicted model, not a curated record. Gene Ontology annotation, cellular component: large ribosomal subunit; mitochondrion. The transcript is spliced from 6 exons. The coding region runs from base 273 to 758 and encodes 161 amino acids.